UCCCGCGGCUGACCGCCCGACCGCGGGCGGGGAGUGAGCAGCCGGGGAGCCGCGGGCGUUUGGGCGUGGGUGGCCCUUUAAGUAGGGGCUCCGCGCGGGAGGGGCGGGUGACGGAGUCGGCCUUGGUACCUGAGCUCGGGGUGAGUUCUGCUCCGUCUUAUGCAUCGAAUGCGAACCAGCACGUCCCAGAGCUUGUUACCGAGCGAAGCUUGGUGUUUUCAUCUCCGACGUGAGGGGUCGGCCGAGGCCUCGGCAUCUCCACUUCAGAGGUGUUUUGCCAUCAGCUGUGUGGAGUUUUUCAGGCUGGCGCCAUCUCUCAUGUUGGUUCUUUCCUUCUCAGCUGUACCCUCACGGUUAUCCACACUCUUCCAGGGCCAACAGAAAAUGAUCACAUCCCAGGAAUCCUUGUCAUUCAGGGAUGUGACUGUGGGCUUCACCCAGGAGGAGUGGCAGCACCUGGACCCUGCUCAGAGAACCCUGUACAGGGAUGUGAUGCUGGAGAACUACAGUCACCUUGUCUCAGUGGGGUGUUCCAUUCCUAAACCAGAAGUGAUCCUCAAGUUGGAGCAAGGAGAGGAGCCGUGGAUUUUAGAGGAAGAGAUCCCAAGCCAGAGUAACCCAGAAUUAAUUAAUAACAGUAGAAACUAUUCAAGAAAGAAGUUCAAUGAGUUUAACAAAGGUAGAAAUGGGCUCCGUAAUGAUAAAUAUGAAAGAAUUCAUUCUGAAGAGAAACCUUAUGAAUAUAAUAAAAAUGGCUUCCACCGUAAUGACGACUUUGUUCACCAUCAGAAAAUUCAAAUUUUGGAGCAACCUUUUGAAUACAGUGAAUGUAGGAAAGCUUUCCAUGAGAAUUCACUCUUUGUUGUACAUAAGAAAGCUUACACAGGGAAGAAUACCUGUGAAUACACUGAAUAUGGGAAGAUCUUCUGUGAUAUGUCAUCUCUUAUUGCUCAUCAGAGAACACAUCCAAGAGAGAAUCACUGUGAAUUUAAUGAAUAUGGAGAAAACUUCUUUGAGGAAUCCAUUCUCUUUGAGCAUCAGAGUGUUCAGCCUUUCAGCCAGAAGUCAAACCUCAUUCCAAUUCAGAGAACCCACUCAAUUGACAAUAUACUUGAAUAUAAUGAAUGUGGAACAUUUUUUAGUGAAAAGUUAGUCUUUGGUGUACAGCAGAGAACACACACAGGAGAAAAACCUUAUGAAUGUCAUGAAUGUGGAAAAACCUUCAACCAGAAGUCAGCCCACACAAGACAUCAGAGAACACACACGGGGCAAAAAUCUUGUGAAUGUCAUGAAUGUGGGAAAACUUUCUACAAGAAUUCAGACCUCAUUAAACACCAGAGAAUUCACACAGGGGAGAAACCUUUUGAAUGUCAGGAAUGUGGGAAAUCCUUCAGUGAAAAGUCUACCCUCACUCAACAUCGGAGAACACACACAGGGGAGAAACCAUAUGAGUGUUGUGAAUGUGGGAAAGCCUUCUCAUUUAAGUCCGUCCUUACUGUACAUCAAAAAACACACACAGGGGAGAAGCCCUAUGAAUGUUAUGAAUGUAGGAAGGCCUUUCUCAGAAAAUCAGACCUCAUUAAACAUCAAAGAACUCACACAGGGGAAAAACCUUAUGAAUGUCAUGAAUGUGGGAAAUCCUUCUCUGAGAAGUCAACUCUUACCAAACAUCUGAGAACUCACACAGGUGAGAAACCCUAUGAAUGUAUUGAAUGUGGAAAAUUUUUCUGCUACUACUCGGGUUUCACAGAACAUCAGAGAAGACACACAGGGGAGAAACCUUUUGGAUGUAAUGAAUGUGGGAAAAAUUUCCGUCAGAAAUCAGCCCUAAUUGUUCAUCAGAGAACUCACAUAAGACAGAAACCUUAUGAAUGUAAUGAAUGUGGAAAAUCAUUCUGUGUAAAGUCAAAACUCAUUGCACAUCAUAGAACACACACGGGGGAAAAACCCUAUGAAUGUAAUGUUUGUGGAAAAUCAUUCUAUGUGAAGUCUAAACUCACGGUACAUCAACGAACACAUUUGGGGAGAAACCCUAUAAAUGUAAUAAAUGAGGGAAAUCACUCUGGGUGAAGUCAAGAGUUUAUAGAAAAAGAACAAAAAUGGGGAGAAAAAUCCAUUGGUAACAAUGAUUGUGAGAACAUCUUUGGUCUAAAGUCAGUUCUCACAAUAUAGCAGAGAACUUCAGAGGGGAGAGAAUGAUAUGAAGCUGUGGAAUAUAGAAAACUUCUGUGCUGGGAUUGGACCCAUACUCAGUGGAGAAAACCUAUUGGUGAAUGAAUAUAGGGAACCUUUUGCCCAAAGCCACACCUCACUAAACAUCAAAGAAAACAAAUAAGUUAGAAAUAUCUAUCAGCAUUUGUAGGGUAGAGAAGACUUUAUCCACAGGCCUUAGAAAAUGCACAAAUUAUAGGAAACUCUAGGAAAGCAUUUAGUCUGAGGUGAUGACUUGUGUGAAGUGCUUGAAGUAGUAUCUGGUCGAUGUUGGAAAUCACUAGAGAAAAUAUUUUCAAUAUGUGGAAGCUUUAAGUUAAAUCUAAGCUUAUACAUCAGAGGUUUUGAAGGGUUUCUAGCAAUUUAGGAAAUGUGGAGAACGUUUUCAUUUAGAAAUAGUGUUUUCUUUUUGUAAAGAUACACUUUGGCCCCUUGCCAGUCCGUUGUUCCCCUCUGUUUAAGGUAUUAGAUGUGAAAACACACCACACUGGGAGCACAGUUGUAAGCACGUCAGAGGUUUAUUGCUCAGGCAUAUGCAGAAAAAGAGAAGAUUUUUAGCAAGAGGACCCACCAACAGGACUUUCUGAUGUCCAGGUAAAAGAGAGACGUUUUGGAUCUGGUGACACAUGUAGGAGUAGCUUGCCAGCAGGAUGUUUUAGUAAUUCUGUGAUAGACUGAUUUUGAGUGGCUCAUCCUGGAAUAGUGGAUCCAAGGGGAAAGGUGAGUUGCUAUGCAUGCAACAUAGUGAAUGUAGGAAAAGUGAGUGUGGAGCAUAGGUGGUUUCUUUCCUGCCAAGUGUCAUCCUGUUGUGAGUGACUUACUGUACCCAACUCUAUUUCUCCACGUACUUAACACCUUUCAUAUGUGAUGUAACAAUUUCAAAAAAACAUUUAGGGCGCCUGGGUGGCUCAGUUGGUUAAGCGACUGCCUUUGGCUCAGGUCAUGAUCCUGGAGUCCCAGGAUCGAGUCCCACAUUGGGCUCCCUGCUCGGCAGGGAGUCUGCUUCUCCCUCUGACCCUCCCCCCUCAUGCUCUCUCUCUCUUUCUCUCUCUCAAAUAAAUAAAAUCUUAAAAAAAAUUUUAUAUAUGAAAAUGCAUUCUUAAAUAUAGAGCUUUAAAAAAGCACAAGUAGAUAAUACUACCAGGUAGGUUAUAGUAGCUUAUAGCAGAUCAGUGUACUAACUGAGAACAGCUAGAAAAAUAUCACAAAAAGCAUCUAUUUGAAUGCAGCCUAUUGCUGCAGAAGCAAAGAGGACUAGAGGUAACAUGCAGGAGAGGAGUGAAUCCUAGAAAGUACACGGGCAGAAUGCAGCUGUUUUACCUGGGAGCACUUGCCAGUUCUGGCCACAGGGAGGAGCCUGAGUAUUGAGCGUGGCUCAGGUGGAGGCUGGAACUCUUCCGUAGGAGGGCAGAGACCAGAGCCAGCAGAACUUCUGGCCAUCAAGGCUGGAGUGAAAAAUUCUUAAACAUUAGAGGUCAGACACAUGACAGUUUUUGAAGAAAUUUUUAGAAGACUGACUCAGCACAGAGCAGGAGCCUGAAAAGCAAAGCUGAAAGUAGAUUUUUUUUUUCCAGUACUAAGAAAAAAAUGAUCAGAAUUUGGGAACUGCCAGUAGGAUGGGCCCUUGCUGAGCACAGCAUGCUAUCAGUAAAAGCAAGAUCAUAUCAGAGGUAGAGUGUACCUUACUGCAAUUGCAAACGAUACCUGGUAUUUAAAAAAAAAAAAAAAAAAAAAAACAGAAACCUGCCCAGGAAGAAAACUUUUAAGAACAGAUGGCUUCACUGUAGUUACUCCAAAUAUUUAAGUAGGAAAUGAUACCAAGCUUUUAUGAACUUUUCCAGAGAAAGGAAGAUGGAACUUUUCUAAUUCAUUUUGUGAGCUCAGUAUAACCUUGAUACCAAAACCUGUAAAAGACAUUUCAGGAAAGUAAAGUUACCAGUAUUUUAUUAAUUAAGGUGCGUAAUCCUAAAUUUAAAAAAAUCCAGUCAUACCCAUGGACCAAGUAAUGUUUAUUAGAGGAGCCAAGGGAUUUAACAUUUAAAAUGAAAUCAGUUUGGCCAGUUCUUCCUCUCACAUUCUCCUUUCUCCCUUGUGCUUUCUGUAUUUCUCUCUUGCCUUCCCUUCCUAGAGUGGACGUCAGAACAGGCCUGCAUUGGCAGAUGAGAAAGGUAUUGUGGUGAGGUGCACACCUGGAUCAGAAGUGUUGAGGGCAGCUGGAAGAGACGAUCAGCAUGGCUGAAAUCUUUAACAUUGAGCAAAUAAAAUGUAUUGAGGAUGAUGAGAGCCCAGACUAGAGAAGGCUUUCAUAAAAAUGGAGAAGGGGAAAGUUAGAAAACCCCAGAGUGUUGGAUCGAAAUAGAUAACUUCUAUGUAACUAUGUAACUGUGUGUGUGUGUGUGUGUGUGUGUGUGUGUGUUUUAUGGAUCUAUCUGCUGAGAGGGCCUGCAUACAGUGAUACCCCAGAAGCAGUGAGCACAGUUUACUAAUUUCUUUACCAAGUGCCAGUUCACUAAUUUCUAAAUGCUGUCCUCCACCAAAAAAGAGACCAAGUCUCUGGAGUGAUGGCAGAUUCCAGGUCAGAGAUAGGAAGAAGUAUAAGAUGAAGCUGAAUCAUCUUACCUACAAGACAGAAAAUGUUCAAAGACUCUUGGAGACAAAAGAACCAUCUUGGACAGGUUCCACUGGCCAAACUUGAGACAGUUCGGACAACAAAAUAAUGAUAGCAUCAGAAUACAAGAGACUUAAUAAAAUGUGAAUCCAUUAAUUUAUAGUGAUAUGAAUAAAUGAGUAAAUUUAUGGAGGAGAAGGGAAAACUUUUUUUUUAAAGGUUUUUAUUUAUUUGACAGAGACACAGCUAGAGAGGGAACACAAGCAGGGGGAGUGAGAGA
Zalophus californianus (California sea lion) is the source of this 5099-nucleotide messenger RNA. RefSeq names its product zinc finger protein 37A-like. Gene Ontology annotation, biological process: negative regulation of transcription by RNA polymerase II. The transcript has 5 exons. Gene Ontology annotation, molecular function: DNA-binding transcription repressor activity, RNA polymerase II-specific. NCBI's taxonomy places the organism in Eukaryota, Metazoa, Chordata, Mammalia, Carnivora, Otariidae. The record is from RefSeq and is a predicted model, not a curated record. The coding region runs from base 160 to 2070 and encodes 636 amino acids.